Molecule: messenger RNA, 3184 nt
Organism: Phyllostomus hastatus (greater spear-nosed bat)
Lineage: Eukaryota; Metazoa; Chordata; Mammalia; Chiroptera; Phyllostomidae
Gene: IL21R
Product: interleukin 21 receptor
Exons: 9
Coding region: 515-2122 (535 amino acids)
Biological process (GO): cytokine-mediated signaling pathway; immunoglobulin mediated immune response
Cellular component (GO): external side of plasma membrane; membrane
Molecular function (GO): protein binding; cytokine receptor activity
Source: RefSeq, a predicted model, not a curated record
UGCACACACUCUGGGCCAGGGGUGGCAGCCACUGCCUCUGAGAGACCACUGGUGUCUCUGCCGCGGGACUGACGGGCUUGGGUUCGGAUGUCUGCCCGCUUCUCCCUGGGUGUAGCUGACAGCCUGCCCGCCUGCCUGUGUGUUGGUCUCUGUGUGUUUGUCUGGCUGGCCUCCUGCCUGUUCUCUUGACUUCUCCUGUCUGCCUGCCUGCCCAGCCGAUCGAGUGGUCCCUGUCGCACAAUGACUACCUUCUCUCCACGUGUGACCUCUUUGGGGCGUGACUGACCAUUGCCUGGCUUGCCUGCCCAGAGCCCAGCUUCCGUCUGUGCAGGUGACAGGCUGUUCGCCCGUCUGGCAGGCUGUGGGCUCCCACCCCAGACCCCUGCCUGUCCUCUGAGACCCUCAUCCCCCACCCUACACUGAGCUGCCGCCCCUGGGACCCCACUGGAUUGCCCCAGACACCUGGAAUGGAUUUCUGAGGGAGAAGCUGGACUAGCAGGCCCCGGGAGUCAGCAUGCCGCGUGGCUGGGCCGCCCCUCUGCUCCUGCUGAUGCUCCACGGCGCCUGUGGCUGCUCAGACCUCGUCUGCUACACUGAUUACUUCCAGACGGUCACCUGCAUCCUGGAGACAUGGACCCUCCACCCCAGCAUGCUCACCCUCACCUGGCAAGACUCGAAUGGAGAGUUGGUGGAUGAGGUCACCUCUUGCAGCCUCCACCGGUCCACCUACAAUGCCACACAUGCAAAAUACACGUGCCACAUGGAUGUGUUCCGCUUCAUGGCCGAUGACAUGUUCAGCGUCAACAUGACAGACCUGUCUGGGAACCACUCCCAGGAGUGUGGCAGCUUUGUCCUGGCCGAUAGCAUCAAACCAUCUCCUCCUUUCAACGUGACUGUGACCUUCCUGGGACAUUACAACGUCUCCUGGAGCUCCAAUUACGAUUCGUACCCACUCGUGGGCAAACUUCAGUACGAGCUGCAGUACAGGCGGUGGGGAGACCCCUGGAGCCUGAGUCCAGGGAGAAAGCUGAUCUCAGUGGAUUCAAGAAGUGUCUCCCUCCUUCCCCUGGAGUUCCACAAAAACUCCACCUAUGAGCUGCAGGUGCGAGCAGGGCCCCAGCCCAGCUCCUACUUCCAGGGCACCUGGAGUGAGUGGAGUGACCCGGUCACCUUUCACACCCAGCCAGAAGAGAUGAAAGGAGGCUUGCACCCUGACCUGCAGUACGUCUUCCUGGUCUUCACUAUCCCUGCCCUUGUCUGCUUAGGUCUGAUCUACCGGCCUUGCAGGCUGUGGAAGGUACCCAACCCACAGUCAUUCUUCCAGCACCUGUAUGUGGGCCACAGUGGAAACUUCAAGAAGUGGGUGGGCACACCCUUCACUGCCUCGAGCCUGCAGCUGGGCCCCUGGAGCCCAGAGGUGCUCUCGACCCUGGAGAUGCACAGCUGCUGCUCGCCGCUGAGUGCGGCCCCGGGGCUGGUGACCACGGUGCUGCCAGAGCCUGUGGAUCUGCUGGAGGCCGACAGGGGGCCCGAGCCGGACUGCUGGGGCCCCAGCCCCUGCACCGCAGACAGCUUGAGCAGCUCAGCAUACAGCCAGGAGGGAGACCGGCCGUACGGCCUGGUCUCCAUCGACACAGUGAUCGUGGUGGAUGCACAGAAGCCGUGCACCUGUCCCUGUACCUGUGAGGAAGACAGCUAUCCGGCCUUGAACCUGGAUGCAGGCCUGGAGCCUGGCCUGGACGCCGAGGACCCGCUCUUGCGCACCAAGGCCACGGUCCUGUCUUGUGGCUGUGUGGCAGCUGGUGGCCCUGCCAGGCUUGGGGGCCACCUGGGCAGCCUCUUCGACAAACUAAAGCUGCCCUUUGAAAAUGAGGCCGGAUGGGUGCCCGGGCCACCUUGGGGUGGCGGGCUGUCCAGAGGGGUGUCCGACAGCGAGGAAGGCUCGCCCCCUGCUGGCCUGGACAUGGACACCUUUGACAGCGGCUUUGCGGGCUCGGACUGCGGCAGCCCUGUGGAGUGUGACUUCGCUGGCCCCAGGGACGAGGGGCCCCCGAGGAGCUACGUCCGACAGUGGGUGGUCAUGGCCCCUCCGCCUGCAGGAGCCGGGCCCCAGGCCAGCUAGACAGGCAGCCGGCUGUUCAGAACUGGCCGUGCCACUGGGCUGUGAAGACGCGGUCACCGGGGCUGUGGUGUGCAGGGGCCUGCAGCCUCUGGCCUCCUUGACAGGGCCCUGAGCCCUGGGUGUGUUAUGUGCACGUGUGGUUCAGGAGCAUACUGGUGUGCCUGUGUGUGCGAACAGCACGAGUGCCUGUGUGCAGUGCACAUGGUGACAGCCUCCCUCCCCACCAGGCACACGGGCUGGCCCCUGGGUCACACUCUGAGAGUCUGGGCCGGUGCUGCCCACAGGGCCUGCCGGGCCCGCAUACUGCCUGUCCUCCUGGUCACGUGUCUCCAGGAGCCAAGAGAAGUCCAUACUGCUCCUCACCACCUUUUGGGGGGUGGGGAGGUUUGGGGCAAUAGAAUGGGAUGUGCCCCUGGGUCCGAGUCCUGGCUGUGCCACCUCAGACGAGCCCCCCUCCCCUCCCCCCCUUUGGGCUGGGAUUUCCUGUCCGACCUUGUGAACAGCACGACUGAGCUCAGGGGGAAAUCAGUGAAGUUGCCCACCUACUGUGCAGCCCAGAGCAGACCCUCAAUAAACGUCAGCUUCCUGCCUUCUGCGGUGGGCAAGGCUUGUGCUGGGGGAGGGCGGGGGCGAGGAAGCAGCCGCAGCCCUGGCUGGCGGGCCGUCCCCACCCUGCCGAGGGCACUUGGGGUGUUUCCGGGCUGAGACUCCUUCAGCCUCCUCUCUCAAGACGGCCUCCCACCCGUCAACAUCUUUUUCUGGCUCCUUCUGCCCAUUUUUAAAUUUCCCUUAUGAACCCAAGAAGUAUUUAUUGAUCACUGUACAUGCUGGGCUUUGGGUAGAGAGAGGUUGCUUGGGUACAGGCUGGGGACCACAAGGCCCCCGUGUCCCCAUCGGCUCUUCGGGUGGGGUCGAGGCAGACGGGGAUUGGUGGCAAUGACAGACACGGCACUCCUGCUCCCCCGACAUCUUAUUUGCUUAUCUUGGGGAAAUAGGGGGAGUCAAGUUCUUAUUGAUGAUUUGUCAGAAUCUGUUGAAAUGUGAAUUAAAAAGCCAAGAAAA